Molecule: messenger RNA, 8292 nt
Organism: Ahaetulla prasina
Lineage: Eukaryota; Metazoa; Chordata; Lepidosauria; Squamata; Colubridae
Product: protein adenylyltransferase SelO-like
Exons: 20
Coding region: 6412-8151 (579 amino acids)
Source: RefSeq, a predicted model, not a curated record
AUUUUAAAUGCAUUCAUUCUUGAAAAAGGGAUAUUCCAAUUCUCAGUUCUAACAUUUCAGAAAUGUAAGUUGUAUAACUUGCAUUUUGCUUUUUAAAUUAUGAAUAUGAUUGAAUGGUUGGUUUGUGGUCUACCAUUAAAUUUCUUAAGAAUCCUAAAAUUACAAGUACCACUAUGGAUAUUUGAACACCUAGAUCACAUUAUCUGGUUAGUUCAUGUUAGUACAUUGCUAGAAUACAUUUGUUCCAGUUAACAGAAUAAUCAGAAAAUGUACCAUAUUGCUGUUCCACCUCAAUAAGCUUUGAUAAUGACACUGUAUAAUUAUCAAACCAAGCCAUAAUACCAUUAGCAUGUCAGAACAAGUUAUCACAUGCUUAUUUCCCUACACUUCUUUAAUAAAAAAAGCCAAUAGUUCAGAACCACUGUGAAAAUUGAUUGAUUUAAACAAUUGCCACUAUAUAACUUGGUAGACUGAAAGACAGAUACAUUCAUAAUAAUUCUAGCCUCUGGAUAAACGUACAGCCAGUCUUCAUUUAAUAAUCCUAAUUGGGACUGGCCAUCUAUAGCUAAACAAAGCAGCCAUUGAGUUAAAUGUCACUUGAUUGCUUUGUUUAGCAAUGGCAGUUCCAGCAGUCCCAGUUACUGUUAUUGAGUAUAUGCAGUCAUUAGCAAGGACACACUGGAUCCAAGCCAUUCUUGGUAAGGCACUGUCUCCAUCUUUCCCAUCCAUGUAUCUCUCCCACAACUCUGUCCUUUUGGCCACCUACUGCAGUCAGUUGCCCCUAUUGUUCAGCCCUAUCUACUAUCUGAUGUCCAUCACACUGUGCACCAUUUUCACACCAGGUUUCUUUCAUGUGCUAGCUGGAUGCAAAAAAAAAGGACUCAGCCAGCACACACACACAAAAAAGACUUGGCCAGUAGUGGCCUGUAAUGUGUAGUGUGAUACACACCUGCUCACCUGUGCCUCUCACACAUAGUCCUGCAUGAGAUUUCCAUGGGGCCCCAUGUGUGAAUGGGAUGGAGUGAAGAGAUGGCAUUGAAGAUGACAAUGAAGGUCAGCUGAGAAUGGGAGAUGGAUAGUAGUAGGUGGGGUGGACCCAAAUUUUGUUCAUCUGAUAUGAGGGUAUUAUGAUGGCCAGAAUUUCAAGAACCGGAUGUAAGUUCCUUUGUUCAACACCAUUGUAAUUUCAAACAGUUGCUGAAUGAAUAGUCAUUAAGUGAGGAAUAUAGAAUAGAAUAGAAUAGAAUAGAAUAGAAUAGAAUAGAAUUUUAUUGGCCAAGUGUGAUUGGACACACAAGGAAUUUGUCUUGGUGCAUAUGCUCUCAGUGUACAUAAAAGAAAAGAUACGUUCAUCAAGGUACAACAUUUACAACACAAUUGAUGAUCAGUAUAUCAAUAUAAAUCAUAAGGAUUGCCAGCAACAAGUUAUAGUCAUACAGUCAUAAGUGGAAAGAGAUUGGUGAUGGGAACUAUGAAACGAUUAAUAGUAGUGCAGAUUCAGUAAAUAGUCUGACAGUGUUGAGGGAAUUAUUUGUUUAGCAGAGUGAUGGCCUUCGGGAAAAAGCUGUUCUUGUGUCUAGUUGUUCUGGUGUGCAGUGCUCUAUAGCGUCGUUUUGAGGGUAGGAGUUGAAACAGUUUAUGUCCAGGAUGCGAGGGAUCUGCAAAUAUUUUCACGGCCCUCUUCUUGAUUCGUGCAGUAUACAGGUCCUCAAUGGAAGGCAAGUUGGUAGCAAUUAUUUUUUCUGCAGUUCUAAUUAUCCUCUGAAGUCUGUGUUUUUCUUGUUGGGUUGCAGAACCGAACCAGACAGUUAUAGAGGUGCAAAUGACAGACUCAAUAAUUCCUCUGUAGAAUUGGAUAAAGCAGCUCCUUGGGCAGUUUGAGCUUACUGAGUUGGCGCAGAAAGAACAUUCUUUGUUGUCCUUUUUUAAUGAUGUUUUUGAUGUUAGCUGUCCAUUUGAGAUCUUGCGAUAUGAUAGAACCCAGAAAUUUGAAGGUUUCUACUGUUGAUACUGUGUUGUCAAGUAUUGUGAGAGGUGGAAGUAUGGAAGGGUUUUUCCUAAAGUCUACCACCAUUUCUACGGUUUUGAGUGUGUUAAAUUAUAAUCUAUCUGUGUAUCUGUGUCAAAUUAUAAUCCAAUGAACAAAAUAAAUUGGAUGAUACCAUAAUAUCUCAGAAUGUGCUAUAUCAGGCCUUUUUAGCAUAUAACAGAAUUAGAAAAAUGCAGUAGCUGUUGAAAUUUCAACAUAAUGCUAAAUGGUAUCCUAAAACUUUCAAUCCUUGAAGCUGCUUUGGAGGAAAGGGUUGAGAGCACUUGAAGAAUCUGAAGCUCAUUCAUCGCUAAGCCACAAUUUAGCACUGCAUUCUAAAGAGAUAAUUCAGCUUCAGUCAGUGUAGCUGUCAGUGAUCAUUUUCACACAUAAUUUGAAAAGUCAAUUAGCUGAAGAUAUGAUCUGCUAAAUAAAACCACAGCUAUUUAUACAGCACUAUUAGUGUGGCCAACCUGCAGUGUGUAUGUUUGUGUGUGUGUAGCAAAAUAUCAUGAUCUUGCUCACAUGUUGCCUUAGGCACAUCACUUUGCAUCAUCAUCCUGCAAAUUAUGGUGCUUGGGUAUCUGCAAAGGAUCUGUAAGCACUGGCUCUCUUCCCUUUCUAAGUACUGGGUUGCAAAUUAUAGCAACAUUAAUAAAAUAUUAUUAUAUAAGUGAGGAAAAUUCUCAGGAACGACUCUCACCCUAAUCAUCACUUCUUCAUCUUCUUCCCAUUGGGAAGAGAUAUAGAAGUAUACUAGCCGUACGAACAGGCUGAAGAAUAGUUUUUAUCCAUGGGCUUUAUCCAUGGACUCCUGAAUGAAAAAUAACAUUAUAACUAUGUAGUAUGAUGGACUGCAAGGCCGGCGCAAUGUGUAACAUGUUCACACUGCUGCAAUAGGACUGGGUGUUUUGUUAAUAUGAUUUGUUGGGUUAGGGAUUUUCUGUCGUCACUGUGAGUUGUAUUGUGUUGGGGAGGUACAGUGAGGGAGCUCAAUCAAUCUCAUUGCACUGACAAUAAAGAUUUGAAUUGAAUAAAACAAAAAAAACCCUCUUUGGUUUAACUUUUGGAAUGUAAAGUCUGGAAGUAGCCUUGAAGUUCAUCUAAUCCAGUCCUUUGCUUAAGAACAGGAAUUUACUAUUACAUCAUCUCCCACAGACAGCAAUCCAGCCUUUAUUUAAACAACUCUUAUCAUCAUUCAUCAUCAGUUCUACUGUUCUACUGGCACUCUGCUCAAUAGUUCUAUUAAGGCUUUUUCCCAUUAUUUAACUGAAAUCAAUUCCUUUAAACCCAAUGUUCCUUGUCCUGUGUCAUAUACUAUUUUACCCUAUCUACAUUAUAGUCCUUAUACUUGAAAACAUAAAACAUGUCCAAUCUUCUCUUUGGGGUUAAACUUUCUUAGCACCUCUGGCUAUUUCUUACAGGUUUCUCCUUCCAUGUUCCAUGUCACCUUGGUUGAUCUUUGGAUUGUCAAUCUUCUUUUUCCAAAAUGUGGCACCUAGAACUAGAUGCAAUAUUCUACAUGCCACCUGUCUAGUAACUUGCAUAUAAUUACAAUAUUGAUUGAACAGAUUUGCCAUUAUGUAUAAAAAAGGUAAAUAAAAUAAUUUUCCUAGGAUUGAACAAUCGUUGGCUGAUCUCAGUCAUAUCAACAAGCCAAUGGUAAUGUAAACUCAGAUCUACUAGGUGCUGCUGAGUAAUCUGGAACUAUUACAGUUUAGCCUUGUAUAGGAUAAAAGCUUGAGACUCCUUGACCACUGAUGGAAUAUCCUAUCUAGGAAAUUGCAGUAUUACUACAUUUGGGCUUGUUCUUCAUUUUCAUUAUCAUUAGCUUUGGAAUUCUUAGCCUAGGGAUAUUUAACUUUGGGGGUUAUGUUUUGUAUGAUAAUAAUUCUCAUCCUCUUUCUCCUAUCACAUUCAAAUAAUUGGUGCUGGAAACUAGCACCACAUGAUGUUGGGCGUUAUAUCUGUAUCACUUAGUGACAGAAAUCUCUGUCUCAAUCACCAUCAUUAACCAAACGCUAUCAUUUGUUUCAUUGUGAGGCAGACUUUCUUAGCUACCAGGGUGAAGUCAUUUAGUGAAGUUUCUGCAGAAGGCGUUUUCUGGAAUGUUGACAGUCAUGCCAAGGUAAAAAUCAGCAUCUUGAAAGGAAUCCAGAAUACAAGCACUGAGUUUUUUUUACAAAACUGCCCAAUUUUCAUUUGGUAAUGUAAUUUUUAUGCCAGGAAACUGCUAAUUUGCUUGAAUUGAUAAAUCAGAAUGCUAUUCAGUGGUAAAUAUAGCCAAAACGUGAUACAGCCACUGAAAAUAAUAUCAGGAAAGAUUGCCACUGGCGGAAAAAAUGUAACUGUUGACACAGGUACCUGAGUCCACCAUUGAUUUUUGGUAAUCCAUAAUCCAUGAAAGAUCAUGAUUAUUGGACUACUUCCAGAGAAAACAGUCCUGUCUGAUCUGUAGUACUUGAUUAAUGAUGGUGAUUGAGACAGGAAUUUCUUUCUCUAAGUGAUGUCAUAAAGCACAACAUCAUGUCACUGCAUCAGUGGUGGGCUGCUCCCGGUUCGCCUCGGUUCGGGUGAACCGGUAGCGGCGGUGGUGGGAGGUUCUGCCCAGACAUCAUAAAAAAUGCUUCUGCAUGUGCAGAAGCACGUGCUUGCAAAGCAAGCGAGUGCACCCACACGCUACCGAUAGCAAACCGGUAGCGCUGGGAUUUGAAACCCACUACUGCACUGCACUACUUAAUAACAGAAGUUUCAGCACAACUGGUUGCUAUUAAGCAAAUCCCAUAUCAUCAUUAAGCACAAUGUCACAUGACUGCCAUUUGUGUUGCUUAUCAGACGCCUACAGUCAUGGUCAUAAAGCCUGCAUUCAUGUGGCCAUGGGGAUAUUGUGAUGGCCAGAACUUUGAAGACUGGUUGUAAGUAACAUUCGUUCAGCACCAUCGGAAGCUUCAACAGUUGCUGAAUGAGUAGUUGUUAAACAAGGAGGUAUUUGGUCAACAAUUUUUGUCCUUUUUUGCUACAAUAAAUAGUUAUCGGGAAGUUAGCUUUGAAAGGAUAUCAGAAAAAUGGAAUAAUUGAUUUAUCAAGAUUGGACAGGAAGGAAAUAAAGGCACAACAUUAAAAUAUUAGGCUUCCUGAUAAUUUAACCUAUUUCUUUAUUGUAGCAAAAAAGGACAAAAACUGCAGUACCAGAAAGCCGUAGUUUUGCUUUCCAAAUUGCAGUGGAAUAAUCUAGAAAUAUUUUUGAGAGCUACAAAAAUAGAUUGGUACUCCUAUACAAUUUGUGGAUUGCCUAUAUCUGAUUUAGAUAAAACUUAAUUUUAUCUUGGAGUUCCUAAUGGAUGAUCACUUAAACAUGAGUCAGCUGUGUGUACUAAUACAAUCCUUAGUUGUAUAGAAUAGAAUUUUAUUGGCCAAGCAUGAUUGGACACACAAAGAAUUUGUCUUGGUGCAUAUGGUCUUUGUACAUAAAAGAAAAGAUACCUUCAUCAAAGUACAAAACUUAAUGAUGGUCAUAGGCUACAAAUAAGCCAUCAUGAAACAAUAAGGAUACAAGCAACAAAGUUACAGUCUUAAGUGGAAGGAGUUGGGUGAUGGGAAUGAUGAGAAGAUUAAUAGUAGUGCAGAUUUAGUAAAUAGUUUGACAGUGUUGAGGGAAUUAUUUGCUUAGGAGAGUGAUGGCGUUUGGGAAAAAACUGUUCUUGUGUCUAGUUGUUCUGGUGUGCAGUGCUCUAUAGUGUCGUUUUGAGGGUAGGAGUUGAAACAGUUUAUGUCCAGGAUGUGAGGGAUCUGCAAAUAUUUUCACAGCCCUCUUUUUGAUUCGUGCAGUCAAGGUCGUCAAUGAAAGGCAGAUUGGUAGCAAUUGGCAGCAUCAAAAUCAUGUGAAGUAUUAGUACCGCUUUAUAAAGCCUUAGUAAGGCCACGUGUGGAAUACUGCAUCCAGAUUUGAUCACAAAAAAGAUGUUGAGACUUUGGAAAAACUGCAAAGAAGAUCAGCUAGGAUGAUUAGAGGCCUGGAGGCAAAGACAUAUGAAGAACGGUUGCAGGAUUUAGGUUUGGCUAGUUUAGGGAAAAAAGGGAAUAGGGGGCACCUGAUAGCAGUAUUCUAAUAUUUGAGAGAUUGCCACAAAGAAGAGGAGGUCAACAUAUUUUCCAAAGUACCAGAAGGCAAAACAAGAAACAAUGGAUAGAAACUAAUCAAGGAGAGAAGCAACCUAGAAUUAAGGAGAAACUUCUUAAUAGUGAGGACAAUCGACCAAUGAAACAACUUGCCUCCAGAAGUUCUGGGGGUGCUCGAACACUGGAGGCUUUUAAGAAGACACUGGAGAGUCACUUGUCUGAAAUGAAUUCAUCAUGAUUUAAGAAAAGUUGCGGGACUUAGUAUGUCUGGCUGCUGGGCAAUUUUAUGGUGGUUUUCAUCGUUAACAUUGAUAUAUCAUUCUGGAUGUUACCUCAUUGACCCAAUUACUGCAAGUAGUUUUAGUCAAAUCCAUAAUUACAUUAAUGCAUCAAAUUUGGAUCAAGAUUAUUGUGAAAAGAAACUGAAAUUAACUAUUUUGGAUGAAUGGGAACUUUCCACAGAAAUGUUCACAGCUACACUUCCCGUUGAUCGUAUACAAGAGAAUUAUGUUCGUGAGGUUCAAGAUUGUAUUUUUUCUGUUGGAUAUCCUACACCAUUUAAUUCCAGAGUUCUACUUGUAGCUGUUUCAGAGGAAGUCCUAGAAGAAAUUCUGGACUUGGACAAGUCUGCCUCAAGCUCAGAUGAUUUUCUACAGCUUGUCAGUGGUGCAAAAAUAAUCUUGGGGUCUCAACCCCUAACACAUAGAUAUGGUGGCCAUCAGUUUGGUAGCUGGGCAGGACAGCUGGGUGAUGGAAGAGCCCACUUGAUCGGCAUUUAUACAAACAGAUUUGGAUCCAGAUGGGAACUGCAGCUCAAAGGUUCAGGAAGGACACCAUACUCCAGGAGAGGAGAUGGCAGAGCUGUGCUUCGGUCUUCUGCACGAGAAUUUUUGGGAAGUGAGGCCAUGCAUUACCUUGGAAUACCUACAAGCAGGGCAGCUAGCUUAGUUGUAAGUGAUGACGAUGUUUGGAGAGAUCAGUUCUACAAUGGGAAUAUUAAGAAAGAAAGAGGUGCAAUUGUGUUACGUGUUGCAAAAUCAUGGUUUCGAAUAGGAUCAUUGGAAAUACUAGCUCAUUCUGGAGAACUGGAUUUAUUAAGGAUGCUGCUAGAUAUGGUCAUAAAAGAGCACUUUCCAAAAAUAAGAAUAAAUGAUUCAAAUAAAUAUCUGGCAUUUUUCUCUCAAGUAGUAUCUGAGACGGCACAUUUAAUUGGCUUGUGGAUGUCAGUCGGCUUCGCUCAUGGAGUAUGCAAUACUGAUAAUUUCAGUUUAUUAUCCAUAACCAUAGAUUAUGGUCCAUUUGGCUUCAUGGAUUCAUACAACCCAGACUUUGUUCCAAACACAUCAGAUGAUGAAGGACGGUAUAAAAUAGGAAAUCAGGCAAAUGUUGGAAUGUUUAAUCUGAACAAACUGCUUGAUGCUUUAAACCCUUUAUUUAAUCCAACACAAAAGCAAUUGGCUUCUCAAAUACUUGAAGGAUACCCUCAACAAUAUUAUAAAGGCUUUAUAGAACUAUUCAAGACAAAAUUAGGUCUGCUAGGAGAGAAUGAAGAUGAUGAAUAUUUGAUUGCUUUCUUUCUAAAACUCAUGGAAGAUACAAGGGCAGAUUUCACAAUGACUUUUCGGCAACUCAGUGAGAUUUCAGAAGACAAACUCAAAGAUUUCAACAUACCUAAGGAAUUCUGGGCUUUGCAAGAUGUAGCUAAACAUAACAACUUUUCAACCUGGAUUGCUUUGUACCUCUUGAGAUUAAAAAGGAAUAUAGGUGAUUCAGACUCUGAAAGAAGGAGAAGAAUGAGCAGUGUUAACCCAAGAUAUGUGCUUAGAAAUUGGAUGGCAGAUUCAGCUGUCCAGAAGGCGGAAAUAAAUGAUUUUUCAGAGGUCCGCUUCUUGCAACAAGUUUUGCAACAUCCCUUUCUGAUACAGAACCUGGCUGAGAGAGCUGGUUAUGCACAGCGUCCCCCUGUUUGGGCUAAAAAUGUUAAAGUCAGUUGUUCAUCUUGAUGAAAAUAAUUUGUGAUUAAAUUAAAUGGUGACACUUUCCCGUCAUAGAUUUAUAUUGUAUUAUUGUUGAAUUACUUUUUUCCUUUGCUAGAUUUCUAUAACAUGCUAGGCUAGGUUAAAAGGGAGUUUGUAGUUCAGUGU